AUUCACCGUGACGACAUAUGAACGCGACCUUUUUAUUAGGUAGAUUUUAUACUCCUACACUGUAGGCGGCGGUAAUGCAGGUUUCUGUACAUUUAAAAGAGACCCAACAUCAAUGAGGAAGAAGAAACUGGAAGUUCUUGUAAUAACGGUGUGUUUUUAAGGUCACAUAUGCUCUGUUUAGACCAAUAAGUCAGUCAAUUAAUCAGAGCCACUGUUGAACCGAUAAUAUACAUAUCGUCAUCUAAAGAAAGAUCUAUUUACCACAGGUGCGUAAGAGGGGUACGCCGUCAUGGGGAAGCGGUAUUACUGCGACUACUGUGACCGAUCCUUCCAGGAUAACAUGCAUAACCGAAAAAAGCACCUGAACGGCGUUCAACACCAUAGAUCCAAAAAGGCUUGGUUCGACAAUUUCAGAGAUGGUGCUGCCAUUUUGGCGGAAGAACAAAUUAAGAAGCCCUGCAGGAAAUUCAUCCAGACAGGCCAGUGUGUCUUUGGCUUUAGCUGCAGAUUUUCCCACAUGACAAAAAAGGACAUCGACGACCUCAAGCGGCAGAUUGAAGCUGAAAGGCAGAGGAAGGAGGACCCAGAUGCCGCCCAGCAAUCUCCUUUGCGGAAUGUGGAUGACUGGCUGAGCAGGAGAGAGAAGAGGAAGGCAGCACUGGACAGUGGCAGCAUUCUGAAAGAGGAGGAGGAAGAACCUGCCACGGGCAGCGACGUCCCUCCCCAUUUUCUCUCCAUACCGGACCUCCCGGUCUCUCUCCUGCCACCGCCCCCUGGUGGAUGGAAGAACAUGCCUCAGACAGAAUGGGGUUAAGUCUCCCACCCUGUUUGUUGGCCUGUGAUCGGUUAGGAGAGUCAGGCCAGCGGGACCGCAGGAGCAGCAGUCAGAGGCACACCGCGGGAGCCGCCAUUUCAGUUUCGACGCGGUUUUUCUACGCGCUCAAUUUAGCCGCUAAUAUGAGCGGAAGAUCGCACCUGUCUGAUGCUGGUAAAAACGAGCUGCUGACUGAAAGGUGGCACAGUCGGUGAUUUAUUCACACCUGGGAAAGUCAGUAGAGGUUUCCUCUCCAAACAGGCAGCUUAACCACAGGGCGUCGUUGCUCCCUCUGUGGGUCCUCUUUCUUAAGCUACGCCAACAGGUGUUCACGGCUUUUAAUCUUACGUGCAUAAUCGGUAUUACGUUGAGCCAUGUGAAUGCCUCGAAUACGUUUUUCUUUUCCUGAGAAUGUGGUUCAGCCAGAGAAACCGGUUCUUUUAUAUAGAGUUUGCCGUUUUUUUCAAAGCGUUGAAAUAUUCCAUAUCAUCUUUUUGUCCCCUACGAGGGAGGGGAGGGUAACAUUUGAUGCUAGGAUUAGCAUGGAAAAGAGGUUUCCCCAAGGAAACAAGAAAUAAGUUUAAGGAUGGGGGAAGGAGAAAGUGGCAUGUGGGGCAUUGUGGGUAGUUGCACUGAAGAUGAAAGUGCCUGAACAGGAAGUGGAAUGUUUUUGAGCUUCCUAGUGCAACAAGGCCUGAUAAGUGAGCCUAAUGAAAUGCUGAAAAGUAACAUGACCUUUUGGAAAAGCCACGCGUGAGGGCUGUCUGUCAGACCGACACCGUGCUUCUUUUAAAUAAAGUUUUCUUUCCAA
This is a messenger RNA of Brienomyrus brachyistius, 1625 nucleotides long. It is a transcript of the gene zmat5, whose product is annotated as zinc finger, matrin-type 5. The record is from RefSeq and is a predicted model, not a curated record. Gene Ontology annotation, cellular component: U12-type spliceosomal complex. Gene Ontology annotation, molecular function: zinc ion binding. The coding region runs from base 290 to 814 and encodes 174 amino acids. The transcript is spliced from 6 exons. NCBI's taxonomy places the organism in Eukaryota, Metazoa, Chordata, Actinopteri, Osteoglossiformes, Mormyridae.